UGGAACAUCUACCUUCGGAGCCCUUUCUUCUACUAACCUCUCGAAAUUUCCUCACUCUUCUCUUCUUCGUAUAUAUUUUCCCCUCUGUUUCUUCUCCACUCAUCAAAGUUGAUCCUGAGAAUCCUCAGUUUCUACUCGUUGCUACAAUCCUUUGCUUCGUACCUCGUUCCUCUCCGCUUCUUCAUUAAUCACAAACCCCACAUUUUACUAUUACUUCCUCGUUUAUCCGAGCUUUGUUUUCUUCCAAUGGCUUCCAAGACCGAGGGAAAGGCUAUUGGCAUUGAUCUUGGCACCACCUACAGCUGUGUGGGUGUAUGGCAGAAUGAUCGGGUUGAGAUCAUAGCCAAUGAUCAAGGCAACAGAACCACUCCUUCUUAUGUUGCUUUCACGGAUACGGAACGUCUUAUCGGAGAUGCUGCCAAGAAUCAAGUUGCUAUGAAUCCCCAGAACACCGUCUUUGACGCCAAGCGACUCAUCGGUCGGCGAUUCUCCGAUCCUUCUGUUCAGAGCGAUAUGAAGCACUGGCCGUUCAAAGUUGUGUCAGGUCCAGGCGACAAGCCAAUGAUCGUUGUUCAAUACAAAGGCGAGGAGAAACAGUUUGCGGCCGAAGAAAUUUCUUCCAUGGUUUUGACUAAAAUGAAGGAAGUAGCUGAGGCUUAUUUGGGUCAAACGAUAAAGAACGCCGUGGUUACUGUCCCUGCAUAUUUCAAUGAUUCUCAGAGACAGGCUACGAAAGACGCAGGGGCUAUUGCUGGGCUUAAUGUGAUGAGAAUCAUCAAUGAGCCAACGGCUGCUGCUAUCGCAUAUGGUUUGGACAAGAAAGGUUCGAGGUCUGGUGAACAGAAUGUUCUCAUUUUUGAUCUUGGAGGUGGAACUUUUGAUGUUUCGCUCCUCACAAUUGAAGAGGGAAUCUUCGAGGUGAAGGCCACUGCUGGUGAUACUCAUUUAGGAGGUGAAGAUUUUGAUAAUAGGCUUGUGAAUCACUUCGUCCAAGAGUUUAAGAGGAAGCACAAGAAGGAUAUCAGUACCAAUGCAAGGUCUCUAAGAAGACUGAGGACUGCUUGUGAGAGGGCAAAGAGGACUCUGUCUUCAACGACGCAGACGACAAUUGAGAUCGAUUCCCUCUACGAAGGUAUUGAUUUUUACUCUACAAUUACUAGAGCUAGAUUUGAGGAACUCAACAUGGACUUGUUUAGAAAAUGCAUGGAGCCUGUGGAGAAGUGCCUAAGGGACUCUAAAAUUGACAAGAGCAGAGUUCAUGAGGUUGUUCUUGUUGGAGGUUCUACGAGGAUUCCCAAAGUACAGCAGCUUCUGCAAGAUUUCUUCAAUGGUAAAGAGCUGUGUAAGAGCAUAAAUCCAGAUGAAGCUGUGGCUUAUGGUGCCGCUGUUCAAGCUGCAAUUCUGACUGGUGAAGGGAAUCAGAAGGUUCAAGACUUGCUUCUGCUCGAUGUCACUCCUCUGAGCCUUGGCAUUGAAACUGCAGGUGGUGUGAUGACAGUGUUGAUCCCGAGAAACACAACAAUUCCCACAAAGAAGGAGCAAAUUUUCUCUACAUAUUCUGAUAAUCAGCCUGGAGUUCUAAUUCAGGUGUAUGAAGGUGAAAGGGCAAGAACUAAGGACAACAACUUGCUCGGCAAAUUUGAGCUCACAGGGAUCCCUCCAGCACCAAGAGGAGUUCCUCAGAUCAAUGUGUGCUUUGAUAUCGAUGCAAAUGGCAUACUGAAUGUGUCAGCAGAGGAUAAAACGGCUGGGGUGAAGAACAAGAUCACAAUCACUAAUGACAAAGGAAGAUUGAGCAAAGAAGAAAUUGAGAGAAUGGUGCAGGAGGCAGAGAAGUACAAAGCCGAGGAUGAGGAGGUGAAGAAGAGGGUGGAAGCCAAGAACUCUCUGGAGAACUACGCCUACAACAUGAGGAACACUAUCAAGGAUGAAAAAUUUGCAGGAAAAUUGGAUCCAGCAGACAAGCAGAAGAUUGAGAAGGCAAUUGAUGAAGCUAUUGAGUGGCUUGACAGGAACCAACUGGCAGAGGUGGAUGAACUUGAGGAUAAACUGAAAGAAUUAGAAGGCUUAUGCAACCCAAUUAUAGCAAAGAUGUAUCAAGGUGGCGGUGGUGAUGUGCCCAUGGACGGUGGUGCAAGCAUGCCUAACAGUGGCCACAGCAAAUCAUCCUCUGGUGGUUCAGGUGCAGGGCCUAAGAUUGAAGAAGUGGAUUAAAUGUUCAAGGGAGUGCUACUCAAUUGAUUUUCCUCUCAUAAAAUCUGUCACUGGAUUUUAAACUGGUAGUGUCUUGUGCUGCGCAUGGGUAUAUUUGGGUCAGAUUCUGACAAGUUAUUGAAAGAAUACUCAAUAACUGCAUCUAAUGUUUCCCGUAUAAUUUUAGUUUUCGAAUAUUGUGUCAUUUGAAUGUUAUAGUACAUAUUGGCAAGAUGU
This is a messenger RNA of Neltuma alba, 2430 nucleotides long. Its product is annotated as heat shock 70 kDa protein-like. The record is from RefSeq and is a predicted model, not a curated record. The coding region runs from base 247 to 2214 and encodes 655 amino acids. Lineage: Eukaryota; Viridiplantae; Streptophyta; Magnoliopsida; Fabales; Fabaceae. The transcript has a single exon. Gene Ontology annotation, molecular function: ATP binding; ATP-dependent protein folding chaperone.